UGUUUGGGGAGGUACUGGCUUGGUGUUUAGGGGGCAUUGGUUCUUUAGACCCAAAGGGUCAUGAUUUCUUAUUGCAAACCUCCGAUGUAUUCUGGACAGGUAUUGGGCUUGUGUUGUAUUUUAUGUAUUUGUACAUGUAACUCCUUGAUAGCAUCUGUCGAGUGUGAUAGCAAGGAUCUCAUUUUAGUUACAUGCUCACCAACUCUCACUGCUGGCAAUUCUGCCACCCAAAGAGGAUUGUCUCCCAUGGAAACCUUGCUUGAUCGAGUCCCUUUUAGUGCUGUCGGGCCGUCGGGUAAUAUGGGCAAACACGUUUCCAUAGACUUUUUUGUCGUGGCACAGCCACCAAAUGAGUAUUGACAUUGGUGCAGAGGUCUGACCACUGCUAACCUUCAUAUCAUGCUGCUCACCGAUUGUGUUGAGAUGAGCUGACGCCCGUAAGGCCAGAGUGAACCUGAGGCCAAAUCUAGUGUGACCCGCUC
Messenger RNA from Chaetomium strumarium, 482 nucleotides. RefSeq lists its product as uncharacterized. The record is from RefSeq and is a predicted model, not a curated record. Lineage: Eukaryota; Fungi; Ascomycota; Sordariomycetes; Sordariales; Chaetomiaceae. The transcript has 2 exons. The coding region runs from base 61 to 360 and encodes 99 amino acids.